UCAUAUGCACGUGUAAUCGACGUUGCCGCCUUGGAGCUAGUUGUGUCAUCCGAAAGGAAACGAAGGGUCAAAAAGUACUCGUCUUUUUUGUGAUUUCUAAGCUAAUAUUAGACAUUGAUUUGAAAAUUUUGGUCAACACUCAUGUCAGCAUUCAAGCUUGGAAUAGUAAGGCUUGGAAGAGCUGCUGGAAAGACAAAGUAUUCAUUACUAGAUGAACAGGAUAUUUCUUUAGUAGAUCGAUUUGCUUUUGAGGCACGAGUGGACAUAGAUAAGGAUGGAAACGGUGCUCAGGUCUAUGCAUAUGCAUAUGAUAUCCAGAAAGGUCGAAGCUCAGGACGUUACCUUCAUGACCUACUGUGGGAGAAGCACUGUGGUGGCAUAGCUCCAGGAUUUAAAGUUGCCCAUAAAAAUGCUGUGACAGUAGAUAAUAGAUUAGAAAACCUUCAUCUAGUUACUACAGAAGAGUCUGAAAAAGAUUUAGAAACACUCAAGAAAAACAGGGAACAGUCCUUGUAUUGGGUUGCAAUACAACAACUACCCACAGAUUCUUUCCAGGAGCUACCUGUAACUUCACAAAGGUACUACAAUGCUAAUGGAGAAGUGAUAGAAGGAGAAGACGAUAGCAUCACAUUUUAUGAAUGUCAUUACCCACCUUGUUCCCAGAUAGAAGCAGAGUUACGAGAAUUUAGUAUUUGCGGACGUUGCCAAGAAGUACGAUAUUGCGGAACAGCAUGUCAACAAAGAGACUGGCCUGUCCAUAAGAAACAUUGCAAAGAACGUAAAAAAGCUAAACCUUACGAACGUUCACCAGACCGGUGAUCGCAUUACAUGUAUUUAAUAAUUUUUUUUCUAUAUUGUAAAUAAAAUAAAGUUUAUGUUAUUUGUUUUUUUAAACGUGAAACUUGUGUAAAUUAUGACUUAGAGUAAGUAACAACAGUGUUUUGAAUUAAGAAAAAAGAAUUGUGUUAAUCAUUUAAAUUUUUUCAACGACUGUGAUUUUUAAUACUUUUGUUUAAAUACUACCACCCACCAAUUUAUAAUUUCUUGCUAAUGCUAUUUUAAUUUUUGAAAUGAAAUUAUAUAAAUUGAUUAUUUUUUUGAAGGGUUUAUUAUGUAUUUCUAGUUCACAAAAUGUAAAUGGGAGUUUGAAAAACUUACCCAUGACCAAAUAAAUGUGUAAAUAAUGAGCUAUUUAACAUGAAAUGUUAGUCCUGCAGCAUUAAUCCUUCCUGUAGAUGUAUUUUGUGAAUUUUAUUUAUUUUUAUUCUGGGUUUACUACAUUUGUACGUCACGAUAUCAUGUGAUACUAUUCCGUUGCUAUCAGCGACCCAAAAUGCGGUCAACCGGCUCCAUUGUCUCCACUGACAAACCAUUGAUCCUAGUUUUUAACGUAAUUAUUAUGAUGUUGUUUCUUAAUUUUUCUUUGUGAAUUUUAAUUGAUGAUUAAAUAUGUGUUUGAUAACUAAUACAAUGCGAGCUUUUGUGUUUUUAGAACAUUUUGAUGGUAAAUUAUUAGGUUUUAAAAUGCCUAUUCCAGAAAGGAUAUUCUAAAUUAUUAAGAUUAUGAUGAAGUCAUUCAGACGUAAUAACCGCUUUACCAACAUCUGGUUGACAACAAAGGGCGCCACCUGGUGUUGUGACGACACAUGCGUUGUACUCUAUAGUUGAAAACUAUAGUCUUAAUAGAAUUUGUAUUCAAUUUUUGAUAAAUAUUUUUUAUUGGUAUUGAGUAUUGUAUUUAUUUUUACUGCUAAAGACGGGCACUCAUUGUGCAUAACGGUCGUCGGCCGAAGCGAUGCUAUAAAGAACGCAACGCGAAGACGCAUGCGCAACGGAUCAUUUUUAAUGACGAUCAGUUCAGACUGCUGCUGAGAACCAGCAGACGUCAUCGUAUCGUCUAUCGCUCACAGAGAGCGUAGUUGGAUUUUUUGUACGACGGUCGUACGAUGCAGUGAAUGCCCAGUUUUAGCUGACUAUUAGGCGUAUUUUCAUAAUACUGAAAGUCUUAAGUAGUUUUAUUAUCAGUGAUACCUGGUGUGACCACCACCAGGUGUUAAAGAUGUACUAUCAGUCAAAAAUACAGGAAAAUACCUAAAAAAUUAUUAGCAUACAACCAAACAGAUUGGGAAAAAAAAGUAAUUUUCACCGUUUUACGUAAAUUUUACUUCAAAAAUCCUUUAAUUGAUUACCAGUCAAUUUAAAGAUUUAUGCAAACGAUACAAGAAAGUUAUUUAACUGUCCAAAAAUUGAUGGGGGAUUUUUUUAUUUUUUUUAUUUUAAUUUUUAAUUUUAAUUUUUCAAUCCUUACCUUAUGACUAAUAGUACAUCUUUAAGGCAUCUGAUGUGAAUUGUACUGUAUUCAGGAUACCCAAAUCUCUUGCAGGUUGCGAGAGUCUCCUGGAAAUCACAGCCCGGUCUCGCACUCCUUCAAAAGCUCAUUAAACCCUGAAGUGGCUACAUUCUCCCAAGUAAUAAUGCAAGAUGCAUAGAGGACAUGCAUAAUGCAUGGUGUGCUAUAAGACAACAUAUUAUAUAGGAUAGCUGGUGUGGCUUGUGCCAUGUCUGCCAAUUCGGUGUCACUAGUCCAACAAUAUGUAUAGCCCAACCACUUGUGUACCCCAACCACUUGUGUACCCCAACCACUGAUGUACCUCAACCACUUGUGUACUGUAAUCCUCACUUUUGUAUGAGUUAUUCAGCUAUGUACCUGUAAAUGAGGUACUACCUCAUUUACAGGUACACAUGUACUGUAGUUAAAUUGGACACUGCUUCAGUGACAUCCAAAUGCCUUGUGCUUUUAAACAGACUGUAUUUUCAACUGUACUUAAAAGAUUUAAGUUGCAUAUUUUCUUGAAGGGGCUUUUAAAUCGUUUUAUUAAUAGAAUUAUAAGGAGUAAGAGAUAGAAAUGUGUACUUGAUAUAAAACCAAACAGUAUAAUGUGUUAAAUUUACCAUUGUUUCCUCCUGUACUGUAUUUAGUGAAUAGUUUUAUAACAGCUGUAUUGAAAGUUUUGUUGUUUUUUAUUUUGCCAUGUAAAAAAACUGUCCAAUCGUUAAGGCUUACUUUUCAGAUCAAUCCCUUGUGCUAGUAUUAAACUAUAUCUGAUCUACAUGGGCCAAAAUACAGUAGAUUAAUACUAAAAUUACCAUUAAUAGACAUAAUUGCUAUUCCAGCUACUAAAAUUAUUGAAAUUGGGGUAGGGAUGGAAAUUGAAAUUGGGGCAGGAUUAGGGUAGGGAUGGAAUUUGAGUAGCAGCAAAAAUUAAGUAAGUAGAGAUGAGAAAUUAAUUUUUCAAAGUUAGGUAUGAAAAUUGUUAUUUGAAAAUGAAAUAAUUGAGCAUGUGUUUGCAUGUGAUCUGCUGUCCGUAAUUGAUAAAUUUAUUUGAAAAAUAGACAAAAUUAUGUUUGAAUGCUGUAAUUAUUGUGAUAUAAAAGAAGACAUUUUCAUUUUGUAAAGGGAUUUUUUUUAAAUGAAGAGGUACUGUAAUAAUAAUGCAUAGAAAUAAAAUUAACAGGAAGUAAUGUAUGUUCAAUAAUAUAAAAAAAUAACAAUAAUCGCCAGGAUUCGUUUUAUUGUCAAAUAUGAAUUGUUAAUCAUGCUUAUCAUUUGUUCUUUAGUGUGUGGGAACUCAUACACCAUAAUAUUUUACCAGGUUAAGUUUGAUCAGACUUGGAAUGCUUGUUUCAGAUAUAUCUGUUCAAACAAUUUGUGUCUUCCCAUGUCAGAAGAUUUCUACUUUAUCAAAUUCUAAUCGAAAAUCAAACAGACAAAAAUCUGAUAGCGAGUGUUCUGCUUUAGCCAUGCUGAUGUAUUAUGGAAAUGUUUAGUUUCAGAGAAAAGUGAACAAUCCAAUGCAUUUGCUGAGUACAGUAUUAAACUUAAAGCAGAACCAUAGAAUAAAUAGUGUAAUGCACAUUUUGGUUGCCUUUAAUCCUCUGCAUUUAUACAUGGACAUAUUAAUAAUAUAUUAAUAUAAUUAAUAGGUCCAUGAUUUGAAGUACCAUUAUUAUUAUUAUAGAAUGAUCAAUAAAUGUUGCAUAACUUAUAGGCCUAUACACCAAAUCUUAGCACAGUUGUCACUUUUCCUUGCGGCUGUAUCCAAUCGGGUGGGUACACAUUUUUGAAAUUUACCCUUGUUUUCAUGACUUCAACUCAGAAAUUAAUAAAUAUUGUGCACCAAUUUGUGAUAUUAGAAAUUAAAAAGAGCAAUUCUGUACAAAGAGAA
Molecule: messenger RNA, 4226 nt
Organism: Anneissia japonica
Lineage: Eukaryota; Metazoa; Echinodermata; Crinoidea; Comatulida; Comatulidae
Product: zinc finger MYND domain-containing protein 19-like
Exons: 6
Coding region: 142-819 (225 amino acids)
Source: RefSeq, a predicted model, not a curated record